Salvelinus sp. IW2-2015 is the source of this 2547-nucleotide messenger RNA. It is a transcript of the gene c1ql3a, whose product is annotated as complement component 1, q subcomponent-like 3a. Lineage: Eukaryota; Metazoa; Chordata; Actinopteri; Salmoniformes; Salmonidae. Gene Ontology annotation, molecular function: protein binding. The record is from RefSeq and is a predicted model, not a curated record.
CUCUGUGCAGUGCAGAGUACUGCGCAUACAACUCUGUAAGCUACGCGCUCUGAUCAGUGGCACUCCGCUCUCCACACAGGGCUUAAUGACAUUACCAGCGGUUUAUAGAGUCGUGCUUACACCUGAUAUGCUGCUUUUCUUUAACCAACUCUGGACUGUGUACACAGUGGUAGACUUUUAGACCAGUUGGCUUUGGAUAUAAGCUGUGGAGCGUUGGAGAAUAAAGGAGAGGAAGGAGUGCGUUCUCCCACCGAAGUGUUUUUUUUGUGCUACGCGUCCACACGUGGCUGCUUACAGCAGGGCUUUAAAGUACAGCCGCCACCUCACAGAGAUGCUGAAGACAGUGUUUUUUUUUAAGCACUGACGACUUAAAGCGCGAGCAGCCAGGAAAAGGGCUGAACUUUCCGAUUCGGUGAGACUUAAAUAAGCAAACAUCAGCACAAAAAGUAAAGAGCGGAAAGAAGAAAAAAACAGACGCGCAGGGGGCUUGGCCCAAAGAAGUUCAUUACCAUUAACUUACCAACAAACCAAUAUUGGCUGUAUAUUUUUUUCUUUUUAAAAGCGUACCUCAUCAACCACCAAGAUUUCACCCAAAAGCAGACAGGAGGAUCGCCCUGCGCUGACGAGACUGGUCGGCAGGAAGCGGCUAAUAGCGGCUGGAGUGCUUGGAGUCGUCAUGGUGUUAGUGCUGGUGAUUCUGAUCCCAGUUCUGGUUAACUCCGCUGGAACUUCAGCGCACUAUGAGAUGCUGGGAACCUGCAGGAUGGUAUGUGAUCCAUAUGGAACCAAGUCACCGACCGCUACGGCAGACACGGUGCGAGCGGACAACAGCCUCAUGCAGUCUUUACCAACUUUUAUAACAGGUCCGAAAGGAGAACCGGGCCGCCCGGGGAAGGCUGGACCCAGAGGCAUCCCAGGUGAUCAGGGCCCGCCCGGUCCGAUGGGGCCACCCGGGGAGAAGGGGGAACCGGGGAGGCCUGGACUACCGGGGCCACCGGGACCCAAUGCCGCGGCAGGGGCUAUCAGCGCGGCUACGUACAGCACCGUCCCCAAAAUCGCGUUUUACGCAGGCCUUAAAAAACAGCACGAGGGCUACGAGGUGCUGAAAUUCGACGACGUGGUCACUAAUCUGGGGAACCAUUACGACCCCACAACAGGGAAGUUUACCUGCUCCAUACCUGGGAUAUACUUCUUCACUUAUCACGUCCUGAUGCGUGGAGGGGACGGAACCAGCAUGUGGGCAGAUCUCUGCAAAAACAAUCAGGUUCGAGCCAGUGCCAUAGCCCAGGACGCUGACCAGAACUAUGAUUAUGCCAGUAACAGUGCCGUGCUGCAUCUGGAGCCUGGAGACGAGGUCUACAUCAAACUGGACGGGGGCAAAGCCCACGGGGGCAACAACAACAAGUACAGCACCUUCUCUGGAUUCAUCAUCUACGCAGAUUAGCUAACAGACCUAGCCUCAACCCUCAGUCAACCUACAGCCUCACCUCUCAAUCAUACGGAACACCCUCUCCAUGAUCUGUCCUAUAGUAACUAUAGUAACUAUAGGCCCUAGUUACUAAAGUUACUAUAGUGACUAAUACUAUAUUUGAGAGUUGAGGCUAUAGGACCUAGCCUCAACUCUCAGUCCUCCCUACAACCUCAACCCUCAGUCACCUACUUACAGAACACCCUCUCCAUCUAUAUGAUCUAGCCUCAACUUUCAACCCUCAGUCAUCUAAUAUCGCAAGCUCCCCCCAUKCCCCCCCCCCCCCCCCCUCGAUUGGAUGGAAUGCUGUUGAGGGUGGGUGUUUCUCAACGACAGAGUAAUUGAGUUUUGUCCAAUCCUGCUACUGGAUCCAAAACUGCCUGAGGGAACUGCCUGUGUGUAAAGAAAAUUAAAGAGGAUUGAAGAAGAAGAGUUACAGAAGGAAAAUGUCAAAACAUAAAUUGUAAGUCAAACAGAAGUGCUGGCCUUCAUUAUUCUACCACCAAAGCAGUAAACUAGUGUACAUCUUUGUUCGUGUAGCUAUAUAAACGAAGCCUAAUCGUGUGAUGAUGAGAGUUUUUAUGAACACAGAACCAGAUGAUUGUUUGCAAUAACCCACAUAAACAAACCAUAAUUGUCCUUGCUGUGCGUGACGUGUUAAAACCUAAGGCAAUACAAUACUUUCUGAGGGUUGCCAAGCAACUCGGAUGCUUACAUGUUGGAGAAAGGUUGGUUGUGUUGUAGGGUUGUAGGGAGAGGGGGGACGAUGACAUCAUCUUAAAUCUGGUUUCAGUUCAUGGUCGGGAAUGGACUGUGUAUAUGGUGAAGUCCCUACUAGCUCUAUAAAUAGUCAUUCCUUUCCCUUAUUAAUUAAGUAGACUUUAAGGCCUUAUAAAAAAUACCUUCAACAUCAUAUUUAAAGGGAUAGUUCCUUUAUGGCAGAGCUGCUCUCUUAUGGUUAUAGCAGACACAGCCUUUUUGUUUACAAAAGGUAGACAUGGUUUCUACACAUUUUUAGAAAAAAAGGUGCUAUCUAGAUCCUAAAAGAGUUAUUUGACUGUCCCAAUAGGAGAACCCUU